AUGCGGGACCUUUUGGGCAGACUGAAUAUCUCCGGUUUUGACUCCAACUCGUACAUUGACAGCGCCGCCAAAAAUAUUUCUGCUCUGCCCAACAUUGGCAUUGCCGUGUCCGGUGGAGGUUACCGUGCGUUGCUGAAUGGCGCUGGUGCCGUUGCAGCAUUCGACAGCCGGACGCCAAAUUCGACCGAAAGUGGUCACAUUGGCGGCCUGUUGCAGUCUUCCACGUACUUCGCAGGCUUGUCUGGCGGUGGUUGGCUGGUGUCGUCGCUUUACGGUAACAAUUUUACCUCGGUGUAUGACAUCAUCAAUGCGAAUACCGACCAAUCCGGUGAUCUCUGGCAGUUUCAAAACUCAAUUCUGUCAGGUCCUGAACAGGGAGGCAUCCAGAUCCUGAAUACAGCCGACUACUACUCGACCAUCUACGAUCAGGUCAACGGCAAGGUUGAUGCUGGCUUCGAUACAUCAAUCACCGACUAUUGGGGCCGCGCUCUUUCCUUCCAGCUUCUCAAUGCCAGCGACGGCGGUCCCGGAUACACUUAUUCAUCCAUCCAAGAUGACGACUACUUCAAGAAGGGCGACGCGCCCCUACCCAUUCUGGUCGCGGAUGGCAGGGAGCCAGGCCAGCUUGUCAUAGCCAGCAACACGACCAACUUUGAAUUCAACCCGUGGGAAAUGGGCUCCUUCGAUCCGACUGUCUUUGGCUUUGCCCCUCUCCGUUAUGUGGGAUCUAACUUCAGCGGCGGACAGCUUCCGAGCAGUGAGCGCUGUGUUCGUGGCUAUGAUUCGCUCAGCUUUGUUUUUGGAACCUCUAGCUCGCUGUUCAACCAGUUCCUCCUCCAGAUCAACGACACGGAGGGCGUGCCGGAUAGCCUGAAGGGCGUCUUGACCAGUGCUCUUGAGAACUUUGGAGAGAGCAACAACGACAUUGCGGACUGGUCCCCUAACCCUUUCUACCACUGGAACAACGAAACCAACCAGGGUGCUUCUAGCAAGCGGCUGACACUUGUGGAUGGAGGCGAAGAUCUGCAGAAUAUUCCUCUCAACCCACUCAUUCAGCCUCUGCGCAAUGUCGAUGUCAUCUUUGCCAUCGACUCUUCCGCAGACACUGUGUCCGAUGAAGCUCCCGGAUGGCCCAACGGUACCGCCAUGGUUGCAACCUACGAGCGCUCUCUCAACGUGACGCAGGCCAACGGCACCAUUUUCCCAUCUAUUCCUGAUCAGAACACCUUCAUCAACCUCGGUCUGAACAACAGACCGACCAUGUUCGGCUGCGAUGCUGGUAACUUCUCCAGCACCACGCCUCUGAUCGUAUACCUUCCCAACGCUCCUUACGUCUUCAACUCCAACAUCUCCACCUUCACUCGCGAGUACAGCAUCAGCCAACGCAACGCCAUGAUCGAGAACGGAUACGAUGUCGCGACCAUGGGCAACGGCACGCUCGAUUCGCAGUGGCCGACGUGCGUUGGUUGUGCUAUCAUGUCCCGCAGCUGGAACAGGACUGGCACCACCGUACCAGAUGUUUGUACUGAAUGCUUCAACAAGUACUGCUGGAACGGCGACCGCAACUCCACGGCCACGACGUAUAUUCCGGAGAUGAAGUUGGAGGAGCUGAAAACUACCAGCGCUGCAGUCACCACCAUGCCGAGCUUCUACUCUUUCCUGGCAGCUGUUGUUGCCGGUGUAGCCCUCAUGCUCUAA
This is a messenger RNA of Lasiodiplodia theobromae, 1698 nucleotides long. RefSeq names its product Lysophospholipase plb1. Gene Ontology annotation, molecular function: A2-type glycerophospholipase activity. The coding region runs from base 1 to 1698 and encodes 565 amino acids. The transcript has a single exon. Gene Ontology annotation, cellular component: cytosol; intracellular membrane-bounded organelle. Gene Ontology annotation, biological process: glycerophospholipid catabolic process. The record is from RefSeq and is a predicted model, not a curated record. Lineage: Eukaryota; Fungi; Ascomycota; Dothideomycetes; Botryosphaeriales; Botryosphaeriaceae.